Molecule: messenger RNA, 2859 nt
Organism: Neolamprologus brichardi
Lineage: Eukaryota; Metazoa; Chordata; Actinopteri; Cichliformes; Cichlidae
Source: RefSeq, a predicted model, not a curated record
AUUCUCUCAAGUGGCUCUUUUUCCAAAGAGCUCCGGGUUGUUGAUGUUCUCACAGUUGUGGAGUUUAUUUCUUUUUUGUGCAACUCUAAAAUGUAAAAUAAGUUUAACAGCUGUUUGAUUGAAAUCAUUAACUUCAGGGAAUUUAGUUUUAGUCCCUCUAAAACUUUAGCCUAUGUCAGUUUUCCUCACUUCCCAGUGCUAUUACAGUGUAUGUGUGUCCUUCUGGUUCACAUUCACUGGUUUUCUCUGCAAAGAUAAAUUUUUAAACACUAAAGUAGGAUUUCACCUUACCAUAAAUCCAAAUCCGGCAUUCCCAGAAGACCUGGAUUGGAAUUUGAAAUUUAAACUUUUCCAGUGCAGAUCUAAAGUGUCUUUGAGUCUUCCUGAUGGAGUUUCCAGUGCACAUAAUGCUCCACCUAGUGUCAGAACCCAGGUCCUGCAUCCACAGGAAACACCAUCCAAUUAAAACACGUGUAUUUUAUUUUUCUUCAUGGGUUUUGCUUUUUUCUCAGUGUCAUGCUUUUAUCCAUAUCCUUUGUCUUUUUAAAAAUGUGCCUCAGCCCUCGCAGUGGAGGAGCGAGCCCGACAGCUGCAGAUGAAAGUACAUUCCUACCGGCCUUCAGCCUCCCACGACCCUGAGAUGAACCUCAAGACCAAACGGGAGAUGUAUGCAGAACAGAGGCGCAGCAGCGACAACAUGUCGGCCAGAUCUUCAGACAGCGAUAUGAGCGACGUGUCGGCGAUCUCCCGUGCCAGCAGUGCCUCCCGCCUCAGUAGCACCAGCUACAUGUCUAUCCAAUCAGAACGGCCCGGGGGACGACUCAGAUCCAAGUCGUUAGAGGAGGACAAGAAGGACAGGAGGAUCUCGUGGGGGGUGGAUGGAGAGGAGGAGGAGAACGAAGGUGGAAAGAGGCAGUUCUCCGAGGAGCUGAAGCACAGGAGACACACUGUGGCAGGAGACACGAGAGAGUCCAGUCGGCAGAUGCGAGCGUCCAUGGGCCGCAGCAUGCUGAAGAGUUCCAGCGUGAGCGGAGAGAUCUACACCCAGGAGCGCACAGACGGCAGCCAAUCAGACACGGCGCUGGGCACGGUGGGCAGCGGCAGCAAGAAGAGACGCUCCAGCCUCAGCGCGCGGGUGGUGGCCAUCGUUGGCAACCGCCGCAGUCGCAGCACGUCGCAGAUCAGCGGCCCCGAGGGGAAGAGUAAGAAGGAGAAAGGAGCGUCCAUCCAGAGGAGCACGGAGACCGGCAUGGCCGUGGAGCUGACGAGGAACAUGAGCCGGCAGCCCAGCAGAGAGUCCAACAACGGCAGCAUGAACAGCUGCAACUCCGAGGGGAACUUGAUCUUUUCUGGAGUGAAUCUAGGUGCCAGCAGUCAAUUCAGUGACUUCCUGGAUGGACUCGGACCAGCUCAGUUAGUGGGAAGACAAACACUGGCUACUCCUGCCAUCGGUGAUAUCCAGAUCGGUAUGAUGGAGAAAAAGGGUCAGCUGGAGGUGGAGGUGAUCAGAGCACGAGGACUCGUACAGAAGCCAGGAUCCAAAUCUCUCCCUGCUCCAUAUGUCAAAGUCUACCUGCUGAAUAAUGGAGCGUACGUAGCCAAAAAGAAAACCAAGAUUGCACGGAAAACACUUGACCCACUCUACCAGCAAGCACUGCUAUUUGAGGAGAGCCCGCAGGGGAAAGUGUUACAGGUGAUUGUAUGGGGAGACUAUGGCCGCAUGGACCAUAAAAGCUUCAUGGGAGUUGCACAAAUCUUAUUGGAGGAGCUGGACUUAUCAAGCACAGUCAUCGGUUGGUACAAGCUGUUCCCACCAUCCUCUCUGGUGGAUCCGACACUUGCCUCCCUGACGCGACGAGCUUCCCAGUCGUCUCUCGACAGCUCGUCCGGACCGCCCGGGGUCCGAUCUUAGUGGACAAACAGCUCUACGCCACCGAGAAAAAACUCAAACUAAAACUCGGAGAGAAAUGAAAUACUAACGGCAGAAAUGUAGAACAACAACAACAAUCAGAAACACGAGAAAGCUUUGUUGAAAUCUGACAAUCACUCCUGCCGCGGUUAAUUUUGUCUGUCGUAGGGAGCGUCGCGUUUCAGUGUUUCAUGUCCAUUCGAGGAAAAGUCUCUGUGUUUUCUCUGUGUGUGCUGAAGAAGCCGUGCAGCAGCUGUCCAGACAGUACCAGAGAAUCCAAACGAAGCAGGGUGGCUUUUAACCGAAUCAACAAUAGCAAAGAAAUGUAUGUAAAGCAUCGGAAUGUAUGGACUCGAGACAAGAGGUAAUCACCCUCCGCUCCUGCAGGCGGCGCUGCGCUCCCUGCAGUGGCCUCCUCCAGAACCCCAACAGACUGCUGGCAUUCCCGUCCCCGCCGUGCGUGGGGGACGGGGUGCUCAGUCUGGAAGCACAGGGCCUUCUUCUGGUGCCUAGACCUCGGAGCCGCAUUACUGGUCCCCCCCCCUCUCUGUGGAAAGAUCCUCUUUUCAAUAUGUUUACCAUGGCUGCUCUGAAGCCGCACCGUUUCAGCGUGUUUGCUUUGUUGUUCAUUUCUUUCCCUUCGUUACUACUGGCACAAGAUGUUUUUAAAAAUGCUCAUGAUAAUGUUGUCAGUCUGGUGUGUGCAUGGAGAGUAAAAAUAAAAUACAAGAGAUUUAAAAAAAAAAAAGCUAUUAAAUGUCUGCAAGUGUUAUGCAGGAAGAGGGCGGGGAACAGGUUAGAUUUUUACAUGUGAGAUUAGCGUUGUUUUUGCUGGCAAGCGUGCAGGCCAGUCGUCUUUGUAUAGUUGUAUAUUAGGCCUCCCAGGAGGUUGACCAAUAAGUAAAAUUUAUGUCACUUUGAAAUAUCACAAGGGUACAACGUCAAUGUAA